Messenger RNA from Vicia villosa (hairy vetch), 1656 nucleotides. Its product is annotated as E3 ubiquitin-protein ligase NLA-like. The record is from RefSeq and is a predicted model, not a curated record. The transcript is spliced from 6 exons. Bases 197 to 1177 code for a protein of 326 amino acids. Gene Ontology annotation, molecular function: metal ion binding. NCBI's taxonomy places the organism in Eukaryota, Viridiplantae, Streptophyta, Magnoliopsida, Fabales, Fabaceae.
CUUUUUCACACAAUCAAAAUGUUUUUGCUACAAUUAACGUGAGCAACAAUAAAAACUUGAGAACCAAAGUACUAAAAAUUCGCUAUAUAGACCCAACACAAACAAACAGAAUCACAUUUUUGUUGUGACAGAGAUUCAUCGUUUUCAAGAACACAAAAAAAAGUAUAGGAUCAUUAAUUAAUGUUUGUUGAAAAACAUGAAGUUCUGCAAAAAAUACCAGCAAUACAUGCAAGGCCAGGAGAAGAAGAAGCUUCCUGAAGUUGGAUUCAAGAAGCUCAAGAAGAUCUUGAAGAAGUGCCGUAGAGAUCAUUCUCACUCUCAUCCUCAAUCUCAAUCCCAUAUAGCUUCUCAAACCUGUCCCAACCAGUGCUCAGUGUGUGAUGGAACGUUUUUCCCUUCACUUCUGAGUGAAAUGUCUGAGAUAGUUGGUUGCUUUAAUCAACGUGCACAGAAAUUGCUUGAGCUUCAUCUUGCUUCUGGUUUCAAAAAGUACCUUUUAUGGUUCAAAGGCAAGUCUAAUAAAAAUCACACUGCUCUUAUUCAAGAAGGUGAAGAUCUUGUUACUUAUGCACUCAUCAACGCUACCGCAAUCCGAAAAAUUCUAAAGAAAUAUGAUAAGGUUCAUUAUUCGAAACAAGGGCAAUUGUUUAAGUCACAGGUCCAAAGUAUGCACAAGGAAAUUCUUCAAAGUCCAUGGCUUUGUGAGCUUAUGGCUUUCCACAUCAAUUUAAGAGAAACUAAGAUCAGUUCAAGGAAGGAAACAGCUUUGUUUGAUGAAUGUUCUCUAACAUUUAAGGAUGGAAAACCAUCACUUACUUGUGAGCUUUUUGAUUCUGUCAAAAUUGAUAUUGACUUGACUUGUUCUAUAUGCUUGGACACAGUGUUUGAUCCAGUUUCUCUGACUUGUGGUCAUAUAUUCUGUUACAUUUGUGCUUGCUCGGCUGCAUCGGUAUCUAUUGUCGAUGGGCUUAAGACCGCAGAUCCUAAAGAAAAAUGUCCUCUAUGCCGCGAGCGUGCGGCUUAUGAAGGCGCGGUGCAUUUGGAAGAACUAAAUAUUCUGUUAGGUCGGAGCUGCCAGGAAUAUUGGGAACAAAGGCUUCAAUCUGAGAGAGUAGAAAGGAUUAAGCAAAUAAAGGAACAUUGGGAUUCACAGUGUAGAGCUUUCAUGGGAGUUUAAGAAGAUCAUCAGUUUUAUUAGUUUCUUUAUUAUGGGCUGAAAAUAUGAAUACACAUUUGUUUGAGAUUGUAUGUGUUAUGCAUUUAAUGAUUAGUCUGUUUUCAAACUAUAUAUAUGGCUGUUAAUGGUAGUGUCUUUGUUCAAUAUGAGAAACAAAACUUGAUAUCUAUGACCUAUUUUCAAUGGUAGAUUUUUAAAGAGAGGAAAAUGAAUUACUGGAUUGAAUCUGAUGAAGGGUCAGAGACUUUGCAACCUUACUAUUUGGAGAAAUGGGUGGAAACAUAUAGGUUAGCCGGCUAAGAAUAUUAAAUGGGACUGAUGUCAAGGAGGCAGAAGCAUGAGUAUUCCUAUGUUCUCAAUCAAUGUAAUAUGAAUUGCCUCUGUAUUUGUUUCUCACUAUUUGCAGUUCUUACUUUGUUUCUGUUCUUGCAUAGACUUGAUCAACAUAAAAAUAUACAAUUUUUACUAUUUUUUGUUUA